Messenger RNA from Myxocyprinus asiaticus (Chinese sucker), 1626 nucleotides. It is a transcript of the gene angptl8, whose product is annotated as angiopoietin like 8. Gene Ontology annotation, biological process: regulation of lipid metabolic process; triglyceride homeostasis. The record is from RefSeq and is a predicted model, not a curated record. NCBI's taxonomy places the organism in Eukaryota, Metazoa, Chordata, Actinopteri, Cypriniformes, Catostomidae. The transcript has 4 exons. Bases 41 to 607 code for a protein of 188 amino acids.
UUUGAUUUCUUGAGAGGAAAGUGUGAACUUCCACUCCAGGAUGCAGGUGGCAUUAUGUGUGCUGUGUGUGGUUCUGUGCAUAAACGGGGGCUUCUCAUCUCCGCUGAAGUCUGCUCAGAGCAGGGAGAAGCUGGCCUCUGUUGAUGAUGUUAACAUUCUGAUGUACGGGGUGCUGCAGUUCAGUGAGUCCCUGCACCACAUAUACCAGAGCACAGAGGCCAAGCUGGCCCGCGUCACACAAGCAAUCAGCAGAACCGAGAGUGAUGUGAGGAGACUGGGCCAGGACACAGAGGAGGCAGCUCAAACUGAAUGCCAGAUCAAAGAGAAACUCCAGCUUAUUCAGGCCCAGAUGGAAGGGCUGCAGGUCCAGGCCCAAGAGAACAGAGGUACAAUCACCAGGGUGGAGCAGGAAGAGGCGGCACUAAAGAAAAAACUAACCACUCUGGAGGAAAACUUGAACAGCUCUGUGCCAGGCAAGAUCAAGGAUACGACACUUAAAAACAUCACUAUCCUAAAGGAUCUGAUGAAGUGGACGGAGGAACAGAAACUGAAACUGGAGAUUCAAAACCAGCAGUUGGCCGAGUUACAGAAACGGAAUGUGGUGUAACCACUGAAAAACCUGACUGUUUACCUGAGAAGAGCAGGAGCAGCAAUCCUCAAACACUCCACAACAAACAGAUCUCACACCUACUACAUUUCCAUAAUAUAACUUUGUUAAUAAUUUCACUCACAUUGGGCUUCCUUCAUGAAACACAAGCAGGAUGUCACAAAAAAUGUGCAGCUUUUUUUGGUUUAUCUAUGUAAAUCGCAUCGAUUUAGAAGACAUUAAUUUAACCGCUGGAGACUUAUCGAUGACGUUUAUGUUGACUGUCUGUUAUUUUUGGAGCUUCAAAAAUCGGAUCACCAUCUACUUGCAUUUUAAGGACCUACUGAGCUGAGAUAUUUUUCUAAUUGGUUUAUCUAUGUUUAUUAUAGCAUAAUACACAAUUAUCUAUAAUAUGCAUGUAUUUGUGGUUUAUUGGUAUAACCAAAGAAUAAUAAAAGUGUAAAUAAUUAAAUUCACAAGGUAAAACAUCAAAUAAUGUGUUGUUGAGGUGCUUUCAAUACAUCACAGGGUGAAUCGAAAUUACAAAUCAUUCCUUUUUGUUUUUAUCUGCAUUUCCCAUACUGUCCCAACUUUUUUUGAUGAAUGUGAUUUGGGCUAAUUUUUGGAGGGUUUAAAAGGCAGAAAUGUGAAGCUUAUAAUUUUAUAAAAGCACUUUCAUUAAUUCUUCUGUUAAAACUCGUGUUAUUUGAGCUGUAAAGUUAUUUAAAUUUUCAUUUUAGGGUUUGUUGACAUUACAUCAUCAUGGCAACAAAGUAAAAUUGGCUAUAACUUUACACAGAAAAGGUUAGUGAGUGAUGUUAUCACACUAAAAUCAUGUUUACAUGCAUAUUGUUUAUGUCUUGUAGCUAUACUUUUGAAACAGUGAGUAUUUUAAUGUUUAAAGAUUGGCCCCCAUUCACUUCCAUUAUAAGUGCCUCACUGUCACCUCGAUUUUCUGCCUUUUUUUUUUCCUAAGAGAAGGAGGGACGGGUCAAAAUACAUUUUUGUGGUAAUCAAUAUUAUGCCAAAAAUACUGCUGA